Messenger RNA from Theileria annulata, 990 nucleotides. RefSeq lists its product as uncharacterized. Gene Ontology annotation, molecular function: N-acetyltransferase activity. The record is from RefSeq and is a predicted model, not a curated record. NCBI's taxonomy places the organism in Eukaryota, Apicomplexa, Aconoidasida, Piroplasmida, Theileriidae. Bases 1 to 990 code for a protein of 329 amino acids. The transcript has a single exon.
AUGAAUAGAAUAAGAUCAUUCGUCGAUGUAAAAAAAGGUAGGAUUCCUACAAUAAAACCCGUUUCACGAAACAAAUCUGGGCGCCGUCAAAAAUGCCCCUCCAUUAUGAUAAGAGAAAUCCAACAAGAAGAUAAUGUACCAGUAUGUAAAUUGUUGUUUGAGCAUUUUAGAUCACUGACUCUUCCAGCGAUCAUUUACUGGCUUGUUCAGCACGUGUAUGACCUAAUCGCAAUCGUUGUAAUAAACGCAUGUUUAUUGUCAAUUUACAAUUUAUGUUAUUUCUGUUUGCUUUUUUUGGUUUACUUAUUCGUCAGAGCACGCUAUGAAAUUGAAAAACAUAUAAAAGAGUCCUGCCCAGACCUGGUAGACGUAUAUAAAUCAUAUCGUAGUCAUACAGCGUCCAAUUUCUGGGUCGCUUAUGUAUCAGGAGAUCAACAGGGAGAAUCAUCUGAUGAAAAAUCAGAUAAAACUCCUGAAGAAUCAAAAGCUGAUCCAGACAAGCCAGAAUCAAACUCUAAAAGUCCACCUCCAGAGAAACAUGAAAAAUUCAACCAUGUUGAUGAAGUAAACGAACUGAAUUUCAGCCAGAAAUGCAAAGCAAAUGAAAUUCUAGGAUGCGUUGGAAUCACACCGUACAGAAAUAAUCCAAACGUUGCACAAAUGGUUAGGCUUGUGGUAACAAGGAAAAGAAGAAAUAUGAGAGUGGGAUCAAGGCUCCUGGAAUAUCUGGAGGAAAAGGCGUUGAAAAUGGGCUACAAUGAGAUAAGAGUUUUUACAAACAACUUAAAUACUGCGUACCUGCAAUUCCUGAAACAGCACAAUUUUCAGAUUAUUCAGGUUGUGAGAAGAGGACUAAUGAGAGGAGAUCUCAUUAUUUGGACCAAGGUUUUGAACCCAGCAGACCAACCUAAACAAGGUAAAAAAGUUUAUAUUUUAGAAUCAGACUUUCUAUUAUAUAUUUACUUAAGUUCAUUAAAAUUUCUACCCUAA